Messenger RNA from Galeopterus variegatus (Sunda flying lemur), 1532 nucleotides. RefSeq names its product proline-rich transmembrane protein 1 (gene PRRT1). The coding region runs from base 1 to 642 and encodes 213 amino acids. Gene Ontology annotation, cellular component: membrane. The transcript has 5 exons. NCBI's taxonomy places the organism in Eukaryota, Metazoa, Chordata, Mammalia, Dermoptera, Cynocephalidae. The record is from RefSeq and is a predicted model, not a curated record.
AUGAGGGCCUCGACCCUAGGCUCCGAUUUCCCCGCCUUCAACCGCCCCUCUUCCCAGUGGAGGCGUGAGGCUCCGAAGCAGAACAAGAAGUUCUCCGUCUCCAAGGGGCGGGGGAGGGGGGGAAUAGACUGGGGAAAGACUGCCCAGGCCCCGGGCUUCGUGGUACCCACGCACGCGGGGGCGGUGGGCACGCUGCCGCUGGGGGGCUACGUAGCGCCCGGCUACCCCCUGCAGCUGCAGCCCUGCACUGCUUACGUGCCGGUCUACCCGGUGGGCACGCCCUAUGCAGGCGGGACUCCGGGGGGAACGGGAGUGACCUCCACUCUCCCCCCGCCGCCCCAGGGCCCAGGGCUGGCCCUACUGGAGCCGAGGCGCCCGCCACACGACUACAUGCCCAUCGCCGUGCUGACCACGAUCUGUUGCUUCUGGCCUACGGGCAUUAUCGCCAUCUUCAAGGCAGUGCAGGUGCGCACAGCCUUGGCCCGAGGAGACAUGGUGUCGGCCGAGAUCGCUUCACGCGAAGCCCGGAACUUCUCCUUUAUCUCCCUGGCCGUGGGCAUCGCAGCCAUGGUGCUCUGUACCAUCCUCACCGUAGUCAUCAUCAUCGCCGCGCAGCACCACGAAAACUACUGGGAUCCCUAAAGACGCUCCCGGCCGGGUCCCACUCUGCGCCCCUCGACCUCCCAGGCGUGUUUUGCAGUCAUGCUGCGGCCCAGCACACCCGCCUCUGGGGCCGCCGGACUUCGAUACAUCCUAAACUCCGCCUCCACGGAACCUCUCGCCUCGCGAGCACGCUCCGAAUCCAGUUCCUCAGGAACCCCUCUAAAGCCCACGCCCCUAGGGACGCCGCUUUCCGGGAUUCCCGUCAAACGCCAGACCCUCAGCCCCUCCAGGCCCGCACCCUCUCAAAGUGCGGCGACCCCAGUCCAGCUCCCUCUGUCCCUUCCCCGCAGCCCGGAGUUUGGUCCCCAAAGCCCCACCUCCCCAGUAGGCUCCGCCCCAGCUCUGGUAAAACCCCGCCUGCAGGUCGGCAGGCUCCGCCCUCUUCUCCGCGGGGUGAUUCAGUCCGGUGAUUUGGUUUGGGACGCCAGGCCUCGCCCACGGACCGGCAGAUUCUUCCCUUUCUCCCUGCAAGAGGACCGAGCCCGGGUUAGCCGCGCCCUUACGCUCACUCCUGGUUUUGCUAGUACAGUUUCGUCCCUCCUCCACCUAGGUCUCUGCCUAUUUUCUUGCUAAUCCCAGAACUUUUCUUUUUGCUGUUUUUGGAAUGAGAUGUGGGAGAUUCCCGUUUUAGGACCGUUCACCUUGGGAUAAGAAACAUGUUCCGUUCUUUGUAAAUACUCCCACCCAUUCCUACCCCUGGGCAGCCGGGCAGAAGGGAAUUCAGGAUACAGAUCUCCGAAUCCCAGAAGGGAACCGGCCCGCUUCCUGCUCCCUUCAGCGGUCCCCGCCUUGUUCUGAUCUGUGUGUGCGUGUGUGUGAACUUCUGAAAGACUAUAUUAAAAGAGACUUAGUGGAUUUAUCGCCCGCAA